CAAAAUUUUCUUUCUCAGGAGAUUGUAACUUUCUUUUCAUAACAAUGGCCAGAAUAACUGUUGAUCACGUAGAAGAGGAAUUUACAAAGACCACAGACAAAACCAAUUGUGUCUUUGGCCUUUGCUCAUCACCUUCAACAGUAACCAUCACACAAAAGUUGAUUGCAGAAGCCAUUGGUACGUAUUUUGUGAUAUUUGCUGGUUGUGGAUCAGUUGUUGUGAACAAGAUCUAUGGGUCAGUCACAUUUCCAGGCAUAUGUGUAACGUGGGGUUUGAUUGUCAUGGUCAUGAUUUAUUCUGUUGGUCAUAUUUCUGGAGCUCACUUUAAUCCGGCAGUCACUAUCACUUUUGCCAUCUUUCGCCGAUUCCCUUACAAGCAGGUUCCUCUAUACAUUGUAGCUCAACUGAUGGGAUCAAUUCUUGCCAGUGGCACUUUGGCUCUAGUGUUUGAUGUAACCCCUAAUGCUUACUUUGGAACUGUACCAGUUGGAUCGAACUGUCAAUCCUUAGUUCUGGAAAUUGUGAUAUCCUUCCUCUUGUUGUUUGUCAUCUCUGGUAUUGGCACAGACGACAGAGCUACAGGUGAACUAGGAGGGAUUGUCACUGGAAUGACUAUACUAUUGAAUGUUUUAGUUGCAGGGCCAAUUUCAGGAGCUUCAAUGAAUCCAGCAAGGAGUAUUGGGCCUGCUGUUGUAAAACAUGUCUAUAAAGGAUUAUGGGUCUAUGUAGUUGGGCCAAUUAUUGGAGCAAUUGCUGGAGCAUUCGCCUAUAAUCUAAUAAGAUUCACAGACAUGCCUCUUAAGGACUUAGUUCGGAGUGGGUCAUUCCUCAGAGGUACUUCAGCUAAAUAA
Molecule: messenger RNA, 851 nt
Organism: Quercus robur (English oak)
Lineage: Eukaryota; Viridiplantae; Streptophyta; Magnoliopsida; Fagales; Fagaceae
Product: probable aquaporin NIP-type
Exons: 6
Coding region: 45-851 (268 amino acids)
Biological process (GO): transmembrane transport
Cellular component (GO): membrane
Molecular function (GO): channel activity
Source: RefSeq, a predicted model, not a curated record